This is a messenger RNA of Sorex araneus (European shrew), 885 nucleotides long. It is a transcript of the gene SFRP2, whose product is annotated as secreted frizzled related protein 2. Gene Ontology annotation, molecular function: Wnt-protein binding. The record is from RefSeq and is a predicted model, not a curated record. The transcript is spliced from 3 exons. The coding region runs from base 1 to 885 and encodes 294 amino acids. NCBI's taxonomy places the organism in Eukaryota, Metazoa, Chordata, Mammalia, Eulipotyphla, Soricidae. Gene Ontology annotation, biological process: non-canonical Wnt signaling pathway; canonical Wnt signaling pathway; negative regulation of canonical Wnt signaling pathway.
AUGCCGCAGGGUCCCGGCUCGCUGCUGCUGCUCGUCCUCGCCUCGCACUGCUGCCUGGGCUCGGCACGCGGGCUCUUCUUCGGCCAGCCCGACUUCUCGUACAAGCGCAGCAACUGCAAGCCCAUCCCCGCCAACCUGCAGCUGUGCCACGGCAUCGAGUACCAGAACAUGCGGCUGCCCAACCUGCUGGGCCACGAGACCAUGAAGGAGGUGCUGGAGCAGGCGGGCGCCUGGAUCCCGCUGGUCAUGAAGCAGUGCCACCCGGACACCAAGAAGUUCCUGUGCUCGCUCUUCGCCCCCGUGUGCCUCGACGACCUGGACGAGACCAUUCAGCCGUGCCACUCGCUCUGCGUCCAGGUGAAGGACCGCUGCGCCCCGGUCAUGUCCGCCUUCGGCUUCCCCUGGCCCGACAUGCUCGAGUGCGACCGCUUCCCCCAGGACAACGACCUCUGCAUCCCGCUCGCCAGCGGCGACCAUCUCCUGCCGGCCACCGAGGAAGCUCCGAAGGUAUGCGAAGCCUGCAAAAAUAAAAAUGAGGAUGACAACGACAUAAUGGAAACACUUUGUAAAAAUGACUUUGCACUGAAAAUAAAAGUGAAGGAGAUCACCUACAUCAACAGAGAUACCAAGAUCAUCCUGGAGACCAAGAGCAAGACCAUCUACAAGCUGAACGGCGUGUCUGAAAGGGACCUGAAGAAAUCGGUGCUGUGGCUUAAAGACAGCUUGCAGUGCACCUGCGAGGAGAUGAAUGACAUCAACGCCCCCUACCUGGUCAUGGGACAGAAGCUGGGCGGGGAGCUGGUGAUCACCUCGGUGAAGCGGUGGCAGAAGGGGCAAAGAGAGUUCAAGCGAAUCUCCCGAAGCAUCCGCAAACUGCAGUGCUAG